Messenger RNA from Rotaria sp. Silwood1, 378 nucleotides. Lineage: Eukaryota; Metazoa; Rotifera; Eurotatoria; Philodinida; Philodinidae. The record is from the annotation of a GenBank genome assembly.
AUGGUAGCUACUGUUUGUGAUACAUUUGUUAAUCAAGCAACAAAUAUAAUAUCUCGACCAUCAACACUUGGUUUUAUCAAUGCUGUACGACAAGCAUGCAUUACCCAUGUGGCUGUCACUGGUGUUACAGAAUUUGCUAAGGAAGGUAUUGAAAAUUUAAUCACCAAUAUACUUGCUCAAGAUAGAUCGAUGGAUGUAGAGCAUAUCAAUCAAUUGGUUACAAAUAUAACAACAAUUACCUUGCAAGCAUCACAUGAUGCUGAUAUUCUGGUAGAAAAAUUUGUCACUUCUGCCACUUGGCCAUGUCAACCGCAUGUACCUGUGUGUAUUAUACCAUCUCUUAUUCAGCAUCAAAUGGUAGCAGAAACUGGCAAAUAA